AUGGUGAGGCUCGUGCUGCCCAACCCGGGCCUGGAGGAGCGGAUCCCGUCCCUGGACGAGCUGGAGAGCAUCGAGGCCAAGGAGGCGGGCUCCCGGCCCCAGUGGGACAACAAGGCCCAGUACAUGCUCACCUGCGUGGGCUUCUGCGUGGGCCUGGGCAACGUGUGGCGCUUCCCCUACCUGUGCCAGAGCCAUGGUGGAGGGGCCUUUAUGAUCCCGUUCCUCAUCCUGCUGGUGGUGGAAGGCAUCCCGCUGCUACACCUGGAGUUCGCCAUCGGCCAGAGGCUGCGCAAGGGCAGUGUGGGCGUCUGGAGCUCCAUCCACCCGGCCCUGAAGGGCGUAGGCAUCGCAUCCAUGUUCGUGUCCUUCAUGGUGGGACUCUACUACAACACCAUCAUUGCCUGGGUCAUGUGGUACUUCUUCAACUCCUUCCAGGACCCCCUGCCCUGGAGCGAGUGUCCGCUCGACACCAACAGGACAGGCCACGUGGAUGAGUGCGCGCGCAGCUCCUCUGUGGACUACUUCUGGUACCGGGAGACCCUCAACAUCUCCACCUCCAUCAGUGACUCGGGCUCCGUGCAGUGGUGGGUCCUGCUCUGCCUGACCUGUGCCUGGAGCGUCCUCUACGUGUGCACCAUCCGCGGCAUCGAGACCACCGGCAAGGCCGUGUAUGUCACCUCGACGCUGCCCUACGUCGUCCUGACCAUCUUCCUCAUCCGGGGCCUGACGCUGAAGGGAGCCACCAAUGGCAUCGUUUUCCUCUUCACCCCCAACGUCACGGAGCUGGCCAACCCGGUCACCUGGCUGGACGCGGGGGCUCAGGUCUUCUACUCCUUCUCGCUAGCCUUCGGGGGCCUCAUCUCCUUCUCCAGCUACAACUCUGUGCACAACAACUGUGAGAUGGACUCAGUGAUUGUGUCGGUCAUCAACGGCUUCACGUCCGUGUACGCAGCCACCGUGGUCUACUCCAUCAUCGGCUUCCGCGCCACGGAGCGCUACGAUGACUGCUUCAACACGAACAUCCUGACGCUCAUGAACGGGUUCGACCUGCCCGAGGGCAACGUGACACAGGAGAACUUUGCGGAGCUGCAGCAGUGGUACAAUACCACGCAGCCCGAGGCCUACGAGAAGCUGCAUUUCCAGACCUGUGACAUGAACUCCUUCCUCUCGGAGGGCGUGGAGGGCACCGGGCUGGCCUUCAUCGUCUUCACGGAGGCCAUCACCAAGAUGCCCGUGGCGCCGCUGUGGUCUGUCCUCUUCUUCAUCAUGCUCUUCUGCCUGGGCCUGUCGUCCAUGUUUGGGAACAUGGAGGGUGUGGUCGUGCCCCUGCAGGACCUCAAGAUCAUCCCCAAAAAGUGGCCCAAAGAGCUGCUCACAGGCCUCAUCUGCCUGGGGACGUACCUGAUCGCGUUCAUCUUCACGCUGAACUCCGGCCAGUACUGGCUGUCGCUGCUGGACAGCUACGCCGGCUCCAUCCCGCUGCUGAUCAUCGCCUUCUGCGAAAUGUUCGCUGUGGUCUACGUGUACGGCGUGGACAGGUUCAACAGGGACAUCGAGUUCAUGAUUGGCCACAAGCCCAACAUCUUCUGGCAGGUGACGUGGAGAGUGGUCAGCCCGCUGCUCAUGCUCGUCAUCUUCCUGUUCUUCUUCGUGGUCAAGGUCAACGAGGAGCUGACCUACAGCGUCUGGGACCCCGCCUAUGAGGGAUUUCCUAAAUCCCAGAAGGUGGCCUACCCGAGCUGGGUGUACGCUGUGGUGGUGAUCGUGGCCGGCGUGCCCUGCCUGGUCAUCCCUGGCUUCGCCGCCUACAAGCUCAUCCGGAACUACUGGCAGAGGCGGGGAGGCCGCCAGGGGCUGGUCAGCGGGCCGUCCGUGCCCUCCAUCAACGGGGACCUCAAGUACUAAAUGGCCCGGCUCGGGGCGUGUGGCCAUGGGGGGGCGCUCCGGGCUACACACUUGGAAGGAUGUGCAUCUGUGUGUGUGUGUGUACACGUGUGUGUGUUCGCACGGGUGAGUGCAUGUGCAUGCCGUGUGUACAUGUGCACAUGUAAGUGUGGGUGGGUGUGGAUGUGUGUGCACGCUUGUGUGUACACAUGUUGAAGUGUGUGCGCAUGUACAUGCCUGAGUAAUGGUGGGCAUGUGUAUAUAUGUGCUGUGUGCAUGAGUGUGGAUACGUGCCAGUGUGCACACACGUGUUUGUGCACACACACGCCUGCACACGCUCCGGGCACAGAGCUGCGGCGGUGUGAGGAGGCCGCGUCUGCCCUGCUCCCCCGGCAGGAGACGGGCUCCCUGUGCCCCUCAGGACCGCCUCCUUGCCGCCCACCCUCGCCUUGCUGUUGGCCCUUGACCUAGGAGGUCCCGGUGAGGUCGGGGCACGGGGCCCCGCCCGAGGAUGCCCCGCACAGGCCCCGGGGCUGAGUGGCUAAUCGUCAGUUCUGCAGCUCAGCGGGGCCCGGCUCGGGCGGAAGGCUCCCUGCGUGCUCCCUGCAAGGAGCGGAGCCACACGGCUGUCCAGCCGGCACCGGGACGGCCAGUUGCACGGUGACGCGGCCGUGGCUGCCACGGUCAGGACCGUCCACGGUCCCCUGCACGGCGAGGCCCGGGAAGCCUAACCAGUCGGCGCCACUCGGUGGAGUCGGGGGCUGACUCCUCCGUCCCCGUCCGGGGACUCACAGCCGAAGUCACUGGGCGCCUGGGGGGGGGUGUUACUUUAAUGGGCUGGUUGCCUCCGCCCUCCACAGAAAAAAUCUGGAGUCGUAAGUUAAACCGGACUUUCUGAGAACCCCCUGGGCAGGGGUGGGGACCCAGGUCCUGGAGCCGCGUCCCCCCCUCGGACGCCCCAGUGCCCUGUCCCUGUCUCCAUGCCUCCCGUCCAGCGGUGGCCAUGGAGUUGAGCCCUGCGGCGCCCGCCGUGAACUCCAAACACCGGGCCGUGUCCAGGCCUCUGCUGUCACCUGCGGAGCCUUGGCAGCCGGGUGGCUCACGGCCCUCCAUGCCCGGCCUGCCUGGGGCGCCCCGUCCCACAGGGCUCCAGCCUCUCCCCCUCCCCCUCCCCUCUGCCUUCCCCACCCCGCUGUGAGAACACGGGGAGCCCUGUCCAUGCGCUGCCCCCUGGGGUGUGUGGAGAGGACCCUGGGGGGUGUGACCUGGAGGGGCUCAUCCAGUCAUGCCACCCCCCCACCAGCGCCUUGUUCGCAGACACGGCAUAUUUGCAUGUUUUCGUGGGCGUAAUGUGUGCCAGUCUAAAUAAACUGCCGUUUCGUAUUCUCGGCCUAAA
Messenger RNA from Suricata suricatta (meerkat), 3280 nucleotides. It is a transcript of the gene SLC6A19, whose product is annotated as solute carrier family 6 member 19. Lineage: Eukaryota; Metazoa; Chordata; Mammalia; Carnivora; Herpestidae. The coding region runs from base 1 to 1905 and encodes 634 amino acids. The record is from RefSeq and is a predicted model, not a curated record. Gene Ontology annotation, cellular component: plasma membrane. Gene Ontology annotation, biological process: sodium ion transmembrane transport. The transcript has 12 exons.